GACUGCGCUAGAGGAAGAAAGAAUAAGUGGCUGCUGCAGGAUGCGGAUAUUGCAAAAAUUCAAGAGAAAAUCAACAACCAUGUAAUAUCAAUGGCAGAGUUUUUAUCCGCUGCGAUUCACAAAAUAUCAACUCUUGCGGAAUCGUACCAGCCAGGCGACGCUGACGAUGAGAUAGAGCUGCACAAUUUACAACCAGUCAUGGAGCUUCAACCUCAAAUAACAGCGAUGGUCCCUGAAGCCCUUCCCACCUCGCUGUACAACGACUAUCAGUGGAAUCCGGUCCAGCUGUGUGCUGAGGAGUUCAUGUCCUUGGAGGACAUAAGAAAACAACGGGAGGGCCUCAUGCGAUGUUUACGGCGGGAUCCUGAUGAAACUGUGGAAGCGGCAGAAGAGGGACCAGUAUGCCUAAUUUGUAUGGAGUAUCGGGCAACCCGCCUCUGCGGUCCAUGCGGACACAUUGUCCUUUGUGGUCGUUGUGUAAACGAAUUUAUUCAAAGAGAGGUAUACCAUAGUGUUACAGUUGGUAAUGGUGAAGUAGAGGACACCCCAAUCCGCUUGCCAACGACUUGCCCGCUAUGCCGGGCAAUAGUUGGCCAAGUAUUCAAAGUUUUUUCCCCAAUAAAUCACUAG
This is a messenger RNA of Macrosteles quadrilineatus (aster leafhopper), 630 nucleotides long. RefSeq lists its product as uncharacterized. The record is from RefSeq and is a predicted model, not a curated record. The coding region runs from base 91 to 630 and encodes 179 amino acids. Lineage: Eukaryota; Metazoa; Arthropoda; Insecta; Hemiptera; Cicadellidae. The transcript has 2 exons.